Molecule: messenger RNA, 6177 nt
Organism: Arctia plantaginis
Lineage: Eukaryota; Metazoa; Arthropoda; Insecta; Lepidoptera; Erebidae
Source: the annotation of a GenBank genome assembly
AUGGAGGAAUUGCUCCAAGAUAUAUUCAAGGAAGCUACAGGAGUGAAAUUCACGGGUCUUAGGAAAUCUUGUCAGGAUGCACUAGAGUUACUUUGUAUACAAGAAAGUAACGCACGCCGACCCUCGUACGAGUUACGUCGAACAUGCCUACUACCACUGCAAACUGCGCUCGAGACCAAACGCCCACGACUUGUUACAUUUGCCCUGCAGGGUUUCCAUAAAAUCCUACGCGAUGAUAGAUUUCAUCGAGGAAUCGAACCAGAAGAUGAUUCGCUGUGGAUGCCCUCGCAACUGCUAUGCGCAACAGCUUCUGUCAUGUAUCACUUACCUGAUACACAGGUGCAAAUAUUCCGCAUGUACCUGUCUCUUGCUCUGUCUCCUCGACGUACACUGAAUGGUCGUCUAUGCGUAUGGGCGUGUGGACGUUGUGGUGAAGCAGCAGCUGGUCCACCCCAUGUCGCUGCCGCUGCCAGGGCUGCUGCUGCUCAGGCCCUCAGAGCUUAUUGCGCACAGUUAGAUGAGGAAUGCCAAGAGCUUCUUUCGGAGGGCUCUCCGUUAGGUAGGAAUCACAUCGUGGCUGUGGGAUGCUACAGUGAAGUCAUCCCUGUCAUACAAUAUUUAUGCAGUAGGCUGUCGGAAACGGAACUGACACCAAAACAAAACCCUUUGGCUCUCUUCUUCCUGGACUGCUUGUUGACCCUAAUGUCUAGUCUGUCAGAGCGAGUGAGCGCUAACUCACAUUUCACAACAUUCCUCUGGCAGAAGUUCUGUCCAGCACUCAUUUCCUUCCUCGGUACUCCAAGAGUGGACAAAAAUAUAAAAUCCAGGGAGCACGAAGGUCAUUUAGUAGACGACUCGGGCAGAGGUUCAGGUGCUUUGAACUCGGCACCUAGUUUUAACAGCAAACAAGCCAAAGCUAUUUACAGCAUCGCAAACCAGCUGGUGCGCUUAGUGGGAUCCACAUCGAAUCUCCGGCCUGUUCUAGAGGCUCUGUAUCAUAGAAUGUUGCUGUACCCACCCGUAUCACACCGAGUGGAACCAUUGAGGAGCACGAGAGAACUGCUACAGAAUCCAAAACGACUUUGUCAAUUAGUACUGCUUAAGAAAGUCGAUCAUCAUGAAAGGCACAGUGAUGAUAUGGCGAUAAUUCGACUGAUCAUGGACGGCAUAGAAGAGUGCGGUCGUAGUGGCAAUCCAGAAGUAGUAGCUGCAGCUGUAGAGUGCGUAGUCUCUCUGCUGGAUGCUCUAGAGAAGCUGUGUACAGGUUCUGUCGAAUACUUGACUCCAGAGCUAGCGUCACUUAUAUUGGCGCAUUGGCCGAAGCUGCACGAUGCUGAUUAUACUGGACCGCUCACUUACCAAACUUUGGCAAGGUUACCUAGUCCCUACAGAGAUGUAGUAGCUGUUUUACAAAGCAACGAAACAAAGGAGCAUGAUUCAUCAGAUACAUCGGGACCAGAGAACGUGAGUUCAGGGAGUGAUGGCGAAGCAGAUUCUGACGCAGAUAACGUUUUCCUACCAACCCGAGCUAGCAACCCCACUUCUAACAAUAGUGAUAGAAAUAACAUAAACAAUACAUCCAGGGCUGUGCCUAAAACGUUAAAUCUAGGAAGGUGCACCAUAACUGAAUGCAAUGUGGAUCUAGAAAGGCAUAACGCAAGACAAUUCGUCAAAACGCUGCAAAAUACAUUGCUACCAAGGUUAUUGAAUCUCCGAACAUGUAUUGAGGUGGAUGAAGCUAUGCAAGAAUUUGCUUCAAAAUGUUGCCAACACAACGCAGCCCAGCCGCCGGCUACCGCUUGCAUCAUGAACGCCGAUGGUGUUUAUCUUGCCACAUACGCAGCAUUACUGCUUACUCUCAAACAGCGCAGAACUAAUUACUACAAUCAGUCUGCCCAGAAAGUCCAAGUAUCUAUGACAGAAGAUCAGUUCGUUGAAGAAGUUCAAGGCAGUGGAGUAUUAGUAUAUUUAUCAGCGACUUGGUUACGGGAACUUUACCAACAAGUUCUCGCCACUGAUUUACUUAAAGAAGUUCCUACGACUGACCAUCCACUCAUACAUUUGCUAUCAGAUCUCGGUGGAUUAGACCAAAGCCCAGUUAUGUCAGACUGGCAGAAACUGAAAGAGGUAUCCUUAUUUUACAACAACACCAACGAUUCGCCUCAAUAUCAAGCCUGCUUACGUUGGGCCAGAAGGAUCCUGACGUGCAUUUGGGACUCCAUGGUAACAGUUUUAAGUGUGCCGUUAACUGGAUAUAGAAACAGAAAACAAAAACUGCAUGGAAUGAUCUCAAAGAAAAUCAACACUUUUGGGAAGAGGAAGCGGAUCGCUUGGGAGGGAUUGACUAUUCAAUGCCUCGAAGGACUCCACAAGGCAGCUAGAGUGAGCAACACAUUGAAUUUACAAGCUCGAUGUAGCAGCAUACUGGCUUUGCUUGCUAAUUCUGCAAUAUCACAACCACCCAAUGGGAAGAUAUUAUCUACACAUGCACUGUCUUUGGACAUUUUGAUUACUGGUGGUUUGGAACUCGGUUCAAAAGCACCGGAAUGUUGGGAGCAUAUAUUCGCUGCUUGUCAAUAUGUUUCGAGCUUUGAACAUUCCCUAUUCGGCCAGCAAGGCAAUAACGCUACACCAAUAGUGGCCAUGCAGACUGGCAGGAAUAAGACUGUUUCGAUACUACAAGCUGACGCGAAGUUAGGAUUGGAUGGGAAAGACGAUGAGACGUGUGUGGAUGUCUUCAAUUUCUUACAGCCAGUACUUGAAAAUAAUUUAAAUAACGAUAUGUCAGUGGCAAAGAUUGUAGAAGCCUGUCGACAAGAGGGUGGGAACGUGAUCAGUGGCGCUGGCGCGGCGCGUGUGUGCUGCGCGCUGUCAGCGGCGGCAGACGCGCUGUUCUCGCGGCUCGCUGCCACCACCACGCUACCCGCGCUCAGCGCCGCCUUGCAGAGACUCGUCGCACACCACCACCGACUGCUGUUCUCCACGUGGGACCAAGAUGAGACGAACAAUAACGUGUGGUGGUGGAGACGCGGCUCAGGCGCCAGCGCAGCGCGGGGUGGGGGAGAAGCGGCGCGCGCUUUGUGCCGCGCCGGAGACGUGGCGCUGCGCUGUCUCAGAGCUGCGCGGCCGCUGGCACAUCGUAUGGGAAUAUGGACUGUCGUAGGGCCACAUUUUAUGCAGGCGGCCUGCCACAAGGACAUCCAAAUUGCAAGUCUAGCAAUACAAUGUCUACAUGAUUGCGCAACUGCGUUACUGAACCAACAGGUAGAACUGCCACAUUUUCACUUCAACGAAGCGUUGUUGAAGCCCUUUGAGAACCUUUUGUGCCUAGAGCUUUGUGACGAUGACAUACAGGAACAAAUCAUAUCAUGCAUAUGCGAAUUCGUUGAGACCAAUAGAAUGGAAAUAAGGUCUGGAUGGCGACCACUAUUUAAUACUCUCCGAGCUGCUAACAAUUCUAAUCAAUACUCGGCUAUUUUAGAAAUAUUUAAAGUAUUCUUAAGUACGGAUAACACACUAGUAUUUGCUAAUGCUGCACUAGACUGUAUACUAUGCCUCUUAAGUCAUAUCAAAGGACUCCAUUAUGAAGAUGUUCAAGGUAAUGAAGUGAAACCAAAGAAAGCUACGUCCCCAGUCCAACCAAAGCCAAGCUUGGCUCUAAAAUUUUCCAAAAACAGUAAGUUUAUUCCACUCAGCGAGGAAAAAUCAGAAAAAGUUAUAGUAGAUAUGUGUAGGGAAGCUUUAUAUCACCUAGAAAGCUGCGCGGAUAUCUUGACCAUGAUGUAUAAUAUGCCAAAAUGUCCAAUCUUUAAUACUGGAACCCGUAUUAAAGGUGACAUGCCUUUAUGUGUUGUUGAUCCUAUAAUACCAAGUGGAUCCUUAGACAUCACAAAGUUUAUUACAAAUGAACACUAUGAAGAAGAUUUGAUUUCCUAUAGAAAGUUAUCCACAAGUCUUCCUCCUACAAACACAACUAACAACUGUCUUUUGAAACUCGAUAAGCCUAGCAACAUAUUGAAAGUAUGGUAUGUAUUAAUUGAAGGAUUAAUUUCGGCUACUGUGGUAUGUUCUAAGAAAAACCAACCAGCAGCCAUGGAAACUUUAUUUAAGUUGCUAAGAAAUAUAGUCGAUGUACCUGGCACGCAUUUUGGUCUUCACUGCAUAAAUCAUCUUCUUCUACCAACAGUACAGAACUGGUUGCGUCAAAUAGCUAACGUCAAUACACACUGGGACAGUGUAAUGCCGAAUUUCAAACAAUGUUGUGGCAUGACCACUGACACAAUUGUUAUUUACUUGCAUCAUUUACAAGCAAUAAAUGUAGAAAGGUCAACAGUUAUAGAAAAGGACGAAGAAGAAAUAGAACCCAUUGAAAGUCCGGAAGCUACAUUUGCUUUGAAGCAAAUCAUGCUUAUUCUAGUAGAAUGCAUUGCUCAGCCGCAAGAACCCAUUGCUCGAUUAGGUGCAUCCUGUAUAAGGCAUAUUAUUUUGACAUCAGGCCACCUAUUAACUGAUAAUCAAUGGGAAAUUGUUUGUACAAGUCUUCACAGAGCUUGUAAUGUGAGCUUGACACCUCUCAAACAACUGACGUAUGCAUUCAAAGAAAAUUCAAAUAGUUUCUAUGGGGAUUUAGCUAUCGUCAAAGUAGCUGCAAGGCGAGACUGUUCAGUAAAUGAUAAUGUAAGACUCCAUGCUAUGGCGCAACAAGUAUUUCUAACAGAACAAAUGAAAGGAGAUGGUCACGUUAAAGUAACUCCCAAGAAUUCAUCUCAGAACUUAAUGCUAAUUGAUGAUAGAAGCUACAUAUUUUUAAUUUACCUUCAAGAGUCCAUCAAUUCUCUGAAUCCAGAGUUCUAUACUUGCAGAAUACCCCACAGAGGGUUGGUUGUUGGUUUAUUGGCACAUCAAAUACUCAUUCAAAUCAUUGCAACAGUCCUCAUUCAGGCUUCGUCAGACAUAUUUCAAGGCAUUAACGGCAUUUUACUAGAAAGUUUGAAAACAGCCUCUAACGUUUGCAACUAUAAAUUCUUCCUAAACUGUGACAAUACGGAUUUAUUGCUAAAAGCACUGGAAUUAUCUUUUACCAGGGCAUUGCAAUUUGAUUCAAGACCUGGAUUAAAGUUCCUUGUACAAAAAGUAUCAAAUUUAGAUCAUGCUGCUAAUUUAUAUAAGCAAACUACUUCAGCUUGGCUUAUUAAAAUAAUUACCCUAACUGAAAUAUUUUUUAGCAGUAUUAACAGAUUUAAAUUAAAAUCAACUGAUAUUUCCAUAAUACUACACAAUUACACAACGACCCUAAAUAUGACGCUUGAAUACGAUCAAUUUGUAACCAAGAUUUUUGAUUUGAAAAAUACUUGGGAGUUGCUCUGUCAUAAUUAUGUAAAACACAUGAUUAGCAUAUCAGAUUUUGACGACCAUGAAUUUAAAGACAGGGUAUCUUGCAGUUCAGAGGAAAGUAAUUCAUCAUCAAAUCAUUACGAACAAUUUUGUAAAGAAGAACCAGAAAAAACUGAUGAUUUACUAGUGAUUAGCGGUAAAUUUGCCGAUGUCAGUGACGAAAGUGUGAAGAAACCAAAACCGUUUACAUUUGCCGAUUUUAAAACAAGUAGUCAAAGGUCAAUAACCGUAGAGGUUCACAGUGAAAAACCUCCAUCGGUUAUUGGAGAAACGGAAAAUAUCGAGUCCCCUGAAAUGGAUGCACCUAAUGACGAUUCCUUAGAGACGAACUUUGACAAACCCGUAACAAUAAAAACUACUCAAGAAUUAGAACAUAAUAAAGAAAAUUCAGGCCGUCUAAUGAAAGGAAGCGUAACAGAUGUUAUCGAUAAUCACAUAGAUACUAGUAAAGUAAAUAUUACGAUAUCUGAUGGACCAACAUUUGAAAAGAUUAAAAAUAUUGAACCAUUAUUGCCACCGCAACCUGUGCCACCUGAAAUAGAACAGCAACGAGCUUUGAGUAUCAAUAAGGAUACUGAAAUCCAGCGACAAUGUUUUCAGAAUAUUUUGAUGGCUUUUUUGGAAUUGGUAUUGACUUUUUCGUUGGAAAGAUUUCAACUCAUACAUCCAGUAUUACAAAAUGGAUUCGCACAACUUGCUAAGACAGUAACGGAUCCUCAACUACUCGAUAGGAUUAAUAUAUUUUUCGAUAAAAAAGACUUAUCUGAAAUGAAUUAUAAAUGA